GGCUCCGGGGGCCCCGGGCACCCCAGAGGCCAGCUCUUCCUGGUCGCGAGCCAAGCGCCGGGAGGCCGCCGCGGAGGGCGGGGAGGAGGGAGCCCGUCCUCCCGGGAGCCGAUUGCAAGCAGGGACAGUCGGGGCGCGCGCAGGCUGGAGAGUGGAACUGAGGGACGAGAGGGUGGAGCGGAGUGCGUGGCGGGCGGGUCCCCCAAAGCUCGAGGAGUCGCCUCGAAGCCCGCGCGCGCGCGCUUGCCUCCCGCGCGCCGACCCGGGCUGAACUAACCAGCUCUGCUUUGGAGAAGGGGGCUGGAGCCCCGCCACCGGCGCCUUGGGGCAACGGCCGUCGAGCAGCUGGUGCUGGCCGCCCGAGCCGGGAGGGCGACUCUCGCCGGGCGGGGAUGGUGGACGAGCCGGCGGGGACUCGCCUGUGCGCCGCCGCCGCCACUCGGCCGGGCGCUGCCCGCCAGGGGGCGACGCCACGCGGGGUCCGCAGCCGGCGACCCGCAGCGAAGAGGCGGCGGGGGCCUUAGGGGAGCCAGCCGGGCCCCCAGGGAGCUCCUCCGGCCCCCAGAGGCUCCCGAGUCCACCUUCCGACGAGUUGGGAGACGAGCGUCCCACGUUUGCUAUGUUGCCCUUUGGAGACAAAACGAGAGAAAUGGUCAACGCAUGGUUUUCAGAGAGAGUUCACACCAUCCCAGUAUGCAAGGAAGGCAUCCGAGCCCACAGCGAGUCUUGCUCCUGCCCUUCGCAGCCAAGUCCUCAUGCAGAGACCACCACCCCUGCAGCCCCAGCCAGGAAAAUCUCUGCCUCAGAAUUUGACAGGCCUCUUAGACCCAUUGUUGUCAAGGAUUCCGAGGGAACUGUCAGCUUUCUCUCCGACUCAGGAACAAAGGAACAGAUGCCACUAACCCCCCCAAGAUUUGAUAGUGAUGAAGGGGACCAGUGCUCCAGACUCUUGGAAUUAGUAAAAGAUAUUUCCAGUCACUUGGAUGUCACAGCCUUAUGUCACAAAAUUUUCUUGCAUAUCCAUGGACUCAUCUCCGCCGACCGCUAUUCCCUAUUCCUUGUCUGUGAGGACAGCUCCAAAGACAAAUUUCUGGUCAGCCGCCUCUUUGAUGUCGCUGAAGGUUCGACCCUGGAGGAAGCUUCCAAUAACUGUAUCCGCCUGGAGUGGAACAAAGGCAUUGUGGGACAUGUGGCAGCUUUUGGCGAGCCCUUGAAUAUCAAAGAUGCCUAUGAGGAUCCUCGGUUCAAUGCAGAAGUUGACCAAAUUACAGGGUACAGGACACAAAGUAUUCUUUGUAUGCCAAUUAAGAACCACAGAGAAGAGGUUGUUGGUGUGGCCCAGGCCAUCAACAAGAAGUCAGGAAAUGGUGGGACGUUCACCGAAAAAGAUGAAAAGGACUUUGCUGCCUAUUUGGCAUUUUGUGGUAUUGUCCUUCACAACGCUCAGCUCUAUGAAACGUCACUGCUGGAGAACAAAAGAAAUCAGGUGUUGCUCGACCUUGCUAGCUUAAUUUUCGAAGAGCAGCAGUCAUUGGAAGUAAUUCUGCAGAAAAUAGCUGCCACCAUUAUCUCCUUCAUGCAGGUGCAGAAGUGCACCAUAUUCAUCGUGGAUGAGGACUGCUCUGAUUCCUUCUCUAGUGUGUUCCACAUGGAGUGUGAGGAACUAGGAAAAUCAGCUGACACUUUAACAAGGGAGCAUGAUGCAAACAAAAUCAAUUACAUGUAUGCUCAGUAUGUCAAAAACACGAUGGAGCCACUUAAUAUCCCUGAUGUCGCUAAGGACAAAAGAUUUCCCUGGACAAAUGAAAACACGGGCAGUGUAAACACGCAGCACACUGGAAGUUUGCUUUGCACACCUAUAAAAAAUGGGAAGAAGAACAAAGUCAUAGGGGUUUGCCAACUUGUCAAUAAGAUGGAGGAGAAUACCGGCAAGAUUAAACCUUUCAACCAAAACGAUGAACAGUUUCUGGAAGCUUUUGUUAUCUUCUGUGGCUUGGGGAUCCAGAACACCCAGAUGUAUGAAGCGGUGGAGAGAGCCAUGGCCAAGCAAAUGGUGACAUUGGAGGUCCUGUCCUAUCACGCCUCAGCAGCCGAGGAAGAAACGAGAGAGCUCCAGGCUUUAGCGGCUGCUGUGGUACCAUCUGCCCAAACCCUUAGAAUUACGGACUUCAGCUUCAGUGACUUUGAGCUAUCUGACCUGGAAACAGCACUGUGUACCAUUCGGAUGUUCACCGACCUCAACCUUGUGCAGAACUUCCAGAUGAAACAUGAGGUUCUUUGCAGAUGGAUUUUAAGUGUCAAGAAGAAUUAUCGGAAGAACGUUGCCUAUCACAAUUGGAGGCAUGCUUUUAACACGGCACAGUGCAUGUUUGCUGCCCUGAAAUCAGGCAAGAUUCAGAACAAGUUGACGGAUCUAGAGACACUUGCGUUGCUGAUUGCUGCUUUAAGUCAUGAUUUGGAUCAUCGCGGUGUGAACAACUCAUACAUACAGCGGAGUGAACAUCCGCUGGCCCAGCUGUAUUGCCACUCCAUCAUGGAACACCAUCAUUUCGAUCAGUGUUUGAUGAUUCUAAAUAGCCCAGGCAACCAGAUUCUCAGUGGCCUCUCCAUUGAAGAAUAUAAGACCACCCUGAAAAUAAUCAAGCAAGCCAUUUUAGCUACAGACCUAGCACUGUACAUUAAGAGACGAGGAGAAUUUUUUGAACUUAUAAGAAAAAAUCAAUUCAGCUUUGAAGAUCCUCUUCAAAAGGAGUUAUUUCUAGCAAUGCUGAUGACUGCCUGUGAUCUUUCUGCGAUUACGAAGCCCUGGCCUAUUCAACAACGGAUAGCAGAACUUGUGGCAGCUGAGUUCUUCGAUCAAGGGGACAGAGAGAGAAAAGAACUCAACAUCGAGCCUGCUGAUCUAAUGAACAGGGAGAAGAAAAAUAAAAUCCCAAGUAUGCAAGUUGGGUUCAUAGAUGCCAUCUGCUUGCAGCUGUAUGAGGCCCUGACGCACGUUUCGGAGGACUGUUUGCCCUUGCUGGAUGGCUGCAGGAAGAACAGACAGAAAUGGCAGGCCCUGGCAGAGCAGCAGGAGAAGACGCUCAUUAACGGAGAGAGCAGCCAGGCCAAGCGAGACUGACAGCGUCCCCUGUGAGCGGACGGGCCCAGGCCUGGCUUCUCCGCACACUACGCAUAUUUGUGUGCACUUUGCCAUUGCUGUGUUUUGUUUUUGCACAACUUUUGAGAGCAUAGCAUGAAGUGUUUUAGAGAUUGCUGCCUACUGUCUGUAAUUGGUUCUUUUGCCACUGAAGUGAAAUGAUUAGUCAUAUUCACUUUUAACACAUUGAUAAGACUGGUGUAAAUGGCGUCCCUACAGUCAGCUCGGUUUCGCUUGGGGAUUAUAAAUAACCGCCUUUGUGUUUCUGAGUCACCAGUCUUUCAAACAUGUUAGGAAUCUUUCUCAAAAGUAGGUUAGAGGCCAAUUGAAUAUGUUCUGGGGCAUUUAAAGCCGUCACGAGGUGAACGUUGACUGAGUGGCUUGUAGGGAGAGAUGAAUAUAAAGUGUCUUAACGAAGUAAGAUGUGGAGAAGCAGGAAAAUGUGGUACCUAAUUGCUCUGUUCUUCCUGUGAUGGGGACAACUUGCAGGACAUCCCACCCGUGUGGCAGAGCCAACAACGCUACAGCCAGUCCACGUAGCAGCCCCUCAGCACACGGUCUCAGAACCCCACCUAAAGCCCAGGGCCAGACGAUUCCCCCACCGGCCUUCCCAAGAGAGAGUGUGCGCCAGAUGUAGGAGGGCCCGGAAGAGCCCUCAGCCAAGAGAAAUACUUCCCUAGAAGAUCUUCCUGACAAUCUGCAUUUUAAAUACUGAAAACUUGAAAAACGAUUUUUUAAAGCUUUUCGUCGCCUCAAUCCAACAAUUUCAGUUUCAGCAGAGGAGAGGUCGCAGGAGCACGGCCUGAAGUCAGACGGGACUAAACAUGUGGAGGAGCAGAGUUAGCCUUUACUCCUCUGCCAGGUUUGCAGGAGGAGAAAAUAAUUCCAUGAACAGCAGAGGUUUGUCUCUAAAAGGGAGCUCAGACAGUGAAUUCAAAGGAACAGUGUGUGAAAUUCUCCUGUCCGAAUAAAAACGACCUUCAGUAUUGGAGGCAGAUAGUGAAUCCAGUCGAGCAGCUGGAUUAGCUCCGAGUGUACAGAACUGUUUGGCUUUGGGGAGAAUUAGAGGGAUCUGAUUUAUUAAUUUCCACCCUUUUCCCACUUCUCCCAAGGUGGGUGAUGUAUUUGAUCUGGGUUUAAAACAUUAAUUUGGAUUGAAAUGGUUUCUUUUACUUUUCCUCUUUGCUUACAAUUCAACAUGUUCACUUUUGAUCCUGUGUAUGACUAUUUUAUUGUGGCUUUGUUCUUACUCAGCUACAAAAAGGCAAAGCAAGUUAGAUUAGCAUUGCCUUGUACUGAUGAAAGCUAAUCCAGGGAGCUGCCAUCCGAUGCUAAUUGUAUUAUUGUUGUAAUACUGGUAUUUUCAGAAUAUUCUUUUAUGUGUUUCUCAUGUCAUAUAGAUGCAAUCUGUAAGAUUGCCUCUAAUGCACUGGUGUGUAAAUUACACAGACUGUCACUAAUAAUAGUCAUAUCAGCAUACCAGAUCUACCAAUGCACAUAUCAUAAUUCCUGAGUGUAGACACGUGCUUAGAGAACAUUCUCCUAGCCCAGCAUUGUGACUGAGCAGGCACACUGAAAUACAGUCAUAUACGUUUGUAGCUUACGUCACUGAGAAUAUUUUUAAAGAUGACAUUGUGUGUGGAGGAUUUGUCUGUCGUGUGAACAAGCAAGAAGUCAGGUUGGAAAUGAUUUGGUUUGCUUUAGGUAAUGGUUUAUCUUACCUGCUAGUAUAGACAUUAAAAUAGGAAGUGGCGCCAUGCCCGUGUCAUGUGAUUGCUGGAUACUUUAGUGCAUACAGAAGAGAGUUCUAUUUUAUUCAAAUAAUUUUUAUUUUAUAGGAAAACCAUUCCAUACAUGGAUUUCUGUCUGUGGUACAAGAACACACAUCAUAGUUUCUGUUCUGAAUGUGAAUAUUUCCUUUCAGGUAUCCUCUCAAGUUGGAAUAUAUUUAUUAUAUUAUAUUGUUAUAAUCUCUCCCUUAUGCUACCGUGUGUUGAUAUUGCCUGUAAUGAACAAGACAUUGUUCUUGUCCUAGCCUGUUUGUUUGGUUAAUUGCUUGGCUGGCUGUAGUAAAAUAAUAUGAUAACAUUUCAUUUUAAUUUUUAGCCAGAAAAAUCCCUGUGUUUUGUUAACUUGUCUAUAAAGUUUUCUGAUCUUAUAUGUUCAGAGGAUUCGCCUUUGCUGGUCAUGAUACUAUGUGAAUGUGUAUAAGUCAGUUAACCUCUGCCUCUAAGGAAGCUGUGUUCCUAAUGUAGUUAGAUUUGGACAAAGCCCACGUUUGAGGGGAACGUCACAGGAGGCAGCUAGUUAGCCCCUAAGCCUUCCUUAUGGGCCUUUGAGACCACUGCUGGAAACAGGGUAUUGAGGUAAAGAAGUGACCUAAUCCCACAGGUUAUUUCUGAUGUUGAGUUCCUUAGACGGGAGCAUUUGACCCACUCCACACAGACCUGGCUCGGAGCGUAAACCCGAUGCUGCUUUGUCACUGGUUAGUUAUGAAGAAGAGUUUCUGUUAGUAGCAGCACGGAGAAACGGAUGUAUAUGGAAAUGUACAGGAAAUAUUGGUUUCUUGGAGGAACGAGGAACUUGAAUCCCAGGCAAUUUUGCCUACCAGUGAAGUGCCUUUACUCUCAGAAUGUUGCAGAAAUGUGAGGCUUGGCACCUACUACAUUUCCAAUUGUUCUGUGGUUUUCACUAGAUUACACUCCUAAACUGUAGCAGGUAAACAGCGAAGCCUUUUUUUUUUUUUUUUUUUAAACCUGAUUUAAGAUGGAAAGACAAAAUGUUCCCCUGCAAGACAAAAUGUUCCCCUGCUCUCCGGUAAACAGCUGUGUCAAAUAAGGUGGUAGGACUUAGUUCCUCGGUGUCAACCAUGCGUCCGCCCAUCUUUCAUUAAGUCCUCUCUGUGUGUUGGGUACAGUGUUCAGCGGCUGAGACAGGGCAGUAACUCCACAGAGCUCACGGCUGGGCAGGAAAUAACUAAGAGCAUCGUUUCUCUUUCUCCCAACUUGACAUGCAAACAUUGAGGGCAACCAUCACUUUCCUGUUCAUCUGUAAGAUACAUACUAUGCACUUUUAUCCAAAAUUUCUAAAUAUGUUAGUGAACGGCCUGUCUUGCUAUCAGCAUGGAUCUUUUACCUUGCUGAUAGCUUGACGAACACCUUAGGUAAGGAGUCCCAUCUUCUGUGACGCAGAUGAUGUUUCCAUAUUCCAGCCAGGGAGAGAGGGGUCAGAGUUCGUGUGGACUAUUCAACUGCAGAUUCGAACCCCUUCCGCCCUCUUCCAGAGAGCCAAGAGGGAAGUACUAAAGCUUACCUCACGGCUCCUCAUUCUUAUCAAAAGCCUGUGUAGACAUGUCUUGAAUGUUGUUGAAAGUGAUGUACAUAGCUGAAAAUAGAAAUUUCUAUAACAUUUUAAGAACUCCAACGAACCAUCACUCGCCACUGUUGAUAUCUAUUUCUUAUGCCUUUUCACUAUAUCUGAACAAAUAUAUAGUUUCUGGCACUAUUUUUAUACUAGCAUAAAAGAGUUACUAUGUAAAUUACGUUUUGUUGCGAAGUCCUUUAAAAUGAUCGAAAUGUUGGUUUCUUUUCUUUCCUCUCACCACACCGAAAACCAUUUCCAACGAUCCUUUUGUGGGAGGGUGGGUCACUCCACAGAAGCACUUGCCCGCCCACCCCGGGUCCUGUGAAGUCAGACAUGGCCAUGGUGGUCUGCCGUUGUGAAAAGUCACCACAUGUCUGGGGUUUUCUCGUUUUGCAGUGCUGUAACAAUAAAAUGAACGAACAAGGA
Peromyscus leucopus (white-footed mouse) is the source of this 6928-nucleotide messenger RNA. RefSeq names its product phosphodiesterase 5A (gene Pde5a). The record is from RefSeq and is a predicted model, not a curated record. Gene Ontology annotation, biological process: signal transduction. The coding region runs from base 620 to 3121 and encodes 833 amino acids. Lineage: Eukaryota; Metazoa; Chordata; Mammalia; Rodentia; Cricetidae. The transcript is spliced from 21 exons. Gene Ontology annotation, molecular function: 3',5'-cyclic-GMP phosphodiesterase activity; protein binding.